CGUCUUCUGUGUUAUUUCCUAACUACGAAAAAGCAACGUCGUCUAGGGUUCGUCUCAGAAUCAGCUCCCAUAGCCAAAAACACCUCGAAUCUCCGCCAUUUUCAUCGCAUCGAUGACCUUCUGAGCUACGAAACUCACUCUUUCUCCAUUUCUCUCUCUUUAAUUUCCGAUUGCAAUGGACGAGUCCUUCAAGAACCUCCCCACCAGCCAUUUGCUCGGCUCAGUUCCUGCUGUUAUCAAUGAAGAAAAGGAAAAGAGCUCCACAAGCUAUGAGGCGCCAGGUGCUAAUAUGCAAAUAUUCCCACCCACUAAUGGAGGAGACAGAGGACGGGGCUAUCAAACUCUUGGAAGUUCGACUGAAGGAUUUGAACAACAACCAGCAAACAACUGGAAAGGAGUAUUUAGCAUCUCAUCAUACAUUCAAUAUUUCAACGUGGAUACGGACAUCGUCUUGAACAGAUUGCUUAGUUCCUUAUAUCCCAUUGGCGGAGACUUUUUAAGCAACAUCGAUGCUAAUCCUGACUUAUAUGGGCUAAUCUGGAUCUCCACUACAUUGGUAUUUGUACUUGCUUCACUUGGAAAUUGUGCCACGUACCUCAUCCAGAAGCACACUGAUAAGGGUACUUCUUGGAGCUUCAAUGUUAGCUAUAUGAAUGUGGCAGCGGGUUCAAUCUAUGGUUAUGCAGCUGUGGUGCCAUUGGCAUUCUAUUUCUUGCUUCAGUAUGUGGGUUCAAAUCCUAGUCUUGUUCGGUUUUGGUGCAUGUGGGGAUACUCUCUCUUCAUUUUUGUGCCGGCCUCCUUUCUCUUGCUAAUCCCCGUAGAGUUCCUCCGGUGGAUAAUCAUAAUCACCACUGGUGCUGCCUCGGCCGGCUUUGUUGCCUCGAAUCUGAAGUCUUCUAUAGAGGGAGGUGAUCUUACAAUCCUAAUGGUGGCAGCAUUUGUCUUGCAAUUCGCUCUGGCAGUCUUCAUCAAGGUCUGGUUCUUCCCAUGAGGUUGAUUGUGUUUUAGUAUGUUUGGACAUAGAAGAAGUUAGUUAAGUAUCUACUCGAGAGGAAUUUGUGUGGGGCAUUUGAUUAAUCAACCGGAACGAUAUUUUUCUCCAGAAGACACGUCUGUUGUAUGUUGGCAUUACUCACUUGAUUGCAUUAUAACUCGAUGAAGAUCCUGAGACAUGUAACGGGAGAAAGACACUAAUGUCUGACUGACAAGUAUUACUGCAUUGUAAUAGGGAGUUUUGCAGUGGCCCAAAGCUUUUGAGAAAAGAUUAACGAAGGCGAGAAUGUUUUUGUGUGGAAGUUUUCUUGUUUGAAUCCAGUCGUGUAUAUACCGUUUUUCUUGUAAGAUUUCAGUGUUUCGUCCCAUUGGUUUA
Morus notabilis is the source of this 1369-nucleotide messenger RNA. RefSeq names its product protein YIPF1 homolog. The coding region runs from base 176 to 991 and encodes 271 amino acids. Gene Ontology annotation, cellular component: membrane; Golgi apparatus. The transcript is spliced from 6 exons. The record is from RefSeq and is a predicted model, not a curated record. Gene Ontology annotation, molecular function: small GTPase binding. Lineage: Eukaryota; Viridiplantae; Streptophyta; Magnoliopsida; Rosales; Moraceae. Gene Ontology annotation, biological process: vesicle-mediated transport.